This is a messenger RNA of Lagopus leucura (white-tailed ptarmigan), 1412 nucleotides long. RefSeq names its product reticulon 4 receptor like 2 (gene RTN4RL2). Gene Ontology annotation, cellular component: plasma membrane. NCBI's taxonomy places the organism in Eukaryota, Metazoa, Chordata, Aves, Galliformes, Phasianidae. The coding region runs from base 1 to 1251 and encodes 416 amino acids. The record is from RefSeq and is a predicted model, not a curated record. Gene Ontology annotation, molecular function: protein binding. The transcript is spliced from 3 exons.
AUGCGGCCCCCGACGGCUCGGGACCUGCCCCGAGGCGGGCACCUGGCGGCCCUGCUGCUGGCAGCACUGGCGUGGGUGCCCGGUGGGUCGCCCGCCUGCCCCGCGCUCUGCACCUGCUACGUCUCGCCGCCCACCGUCAGCUGCCAGGCCAACAACUUCUCCUCGGUGCCCACGGGGCUCCCGCCUGGCGCCCGCCGCCUCUUCCUGCAGAACAACGUCAUCAGGGCGCUGCGGGCGGGCACCUUCGGGCCCAGCACUGUCACCCUCUGGCUCUACUCCAACAACAUCUCCUCCAUCCAGCCGGGCACUUUCCGCCACCUGCCCGCCCUCGAGGAGCUCGACCUGGGUGACAACCCGCACCUCCGUGUCUUGGCACCUGAUACCUUCCAUGGCCUCUGGCGCCUCCAGGCCCUGCACCUCUACCGGUGCCAGCUGGCCAGCCUGCCCAGCGCCAUCUUCCGUGGCCUCCACAGCCUCCAGUACCUCUACCUGCAGGAGAACGGGCUGCUCUACCUCCAGGACGAUCUCUUUGCCGAUUUGGCCAACCUGAGCCAUCUCUUCCUGCACGGCAACCGGCUGCGAGCUCUGUCCGAGGGUGUUUUCCGUGGGCUGCCCAGCCUGGACCGCCUGCUGCUGCACGCCAACCGCCUGGCCACCGUGCACCGCCGUGCCUUCCACGGCCUGGCCCGCCUCACCAUCCUCUACCUGUUCAACAACAGCCUGGUGGCUCUGCCCGGGGACCCGCUGGCCGCGCUGCCGGCCCUGCAGUUCCUCCGCCUCAAUGCCAACCCCUGGGCCUGCGACUGCCGUGCGCGCCCGCUCUGGGCCUGGUUUCGCCGCACUCGAGUCUCCAGCUCGCCCGUGCCCUGCGCCAGCCCCCCUCACCGCCGUGGCACCGACCUGCGGCACCUGCAGCCCCGUGACUUCGAUGGCUGCCCUGAGGAGGACGAGGAGGAGGACGAAGGCAAAGAUGAGGAUGACAGCGAUGGGGGUGGUGGUGGCGGCGGGGCAGUGGCCGUGGUGGGCACCCCGGGGCGGGCGCUAGGCCGCCCCGGCACCCUGCCUGCCGCACCGCCUUCCGCCUUCUACCGCGACGGGCUGCCGCCUCACGACCUGCGGGGCUCCCAGCCCCGGCCACCCCCUCCAUCCCGUGACUCCCGCGGCCCCCCCGGGGACACCCCUGUGGCUGUGGCCCCCCGCCCGGCCCCCACCCUACUGUCCCUGCUGGGCCUGCUCCUACCCUAUCUCUGAGCCCGACCGGAGGGCCUCUGGACCCCUCUCAGGUCCUCCCGAGGUGCUCGGGGACAGGAGGUGUCCCCAGGACUCUGCUCCCACCCGUCCCGAGUGAAAAGAACCCACACAGGCACCGCGCGGUUGGGAAUUCUUUAUUAAAAAUGGUCUUAUUUUGGGAG